AUGGCUAUAUCUAGGAGAGCCAUGGCUCUCAACGCCGUCGCUGUCGCACGGCUACCGUCUCGGAUCUUCGUUGCGCGAACUCGAUUGCCUCGCAUAGCCGUGCCCCAGAACCGCGCAUACACGUCCUCCAGCCCUCGAAGGCAACACGCCUUCCAUUCACAGCUUGAGAGCACUCCUAAUGCCGACGUCCUCCUCUCCUCCCAGAAGCCCGCCGCGGCGGCCAAACCCCAGACCCUCACCGAGAAGAUCGUCCAACAAUACUCAGUCGGCCUCGCCACCGGCAAGAAGGUCGCGGCCGGCGACUAUGUCACCCUCGCACCCCACCAUGUCAUGACACACGACAAUAGUUGGCCGGUGGCUGCAAAGUUCAUGGACAUCGGGGCCUCCAAGAUUCACGACAACCGUCAGGUCGUCAUGACUCUCGACCAUGAUGAACUGCGGGCAUUGACGCAAACCUCUUGUGCAUCAGACAAGUCCGAGUCCAACCUGAACAAGUACCGCCAGAUCGAGGAGUUUGCCGGCAAGCAUGGUGUCGAUUUCUAUCCUGCUGGCCGUGGCAUCGGCCACCAGAUAAUGGUCGAAGAAGGAUACGCCUGGCCGGGAACAGUCACCGUUGCGAGCGACAGCCACUCGAACAUGUACGGGGGUGUGUCCAGUCUUGGAACACCCGUCGUACGAACCGACGCAGCUACCGGCCGAACGUGGUGGCAAAUUCCGCUCAUUGCCAAGAUCACAUUCACUGGUCUACUCCCCCCAGGCGUCACGGGCAAGGAUGUGAUCGUUGCUCUUUGCGGAUUGUUCAACAAGGACGAGGUUCUGAACCAUGCUAUCGAAUUUGCUGGGACCGAACAGACCAUGGGCACCAUCCCCAUCGACGACCGCCUGACCAUCGCGAACAUGACGACCGAGUGGGGUGCCUUGAGCGGUCUAUUCCCCGUCGAUGAGAUGCUCAUCUCGUGGUACCGCGCCAAGGCCACCACCGCGACCAUGUUUGAUGCCCCUUCCAAGGAUCGCAUCACCCACGAGCGAAUCGACGAGAUGGCGGCGAACCGGCUGGUCGCCGACCCCGGUGCCAAAUAUGCCAAGGAGCUCUACCUCAACCUGUCCACACUUUCCCCCUUCGUGGCCGGUCCCAACUCUGUCAAGGUCGCUACGCCUCUGAAGAACCUCGAGGCACAAAAUAUCGCUCUCGACAAAGCCUAUCUCGUCUCGUGCACCAACUCGAGAGCUUCUGAUCUUGCCGCCGCCGCCCGUGUUUUCCGCGAGGCUACCAAGGAUGGUGAGGCUGCCAAGAUUGCUCCCGGUGUCAAAUUCUACAUUGCUGCGGCUUCUACACCGGAGCAGCAGAUUGCUGAGGAGGCCGGUGACUGGCAGGUCUUGCUUGACUCCGGUGCCCAGGCUCUCCCUGCUGGAUGUGGUCCGUGUAUUGGUCUUGGUACGGGCCUACUUGAGCCCGGUGAGGUAGGCAUCAGUGCCAGUAACAGAAACUUCAAGGGCCGUAUGGGUUCUACGUCCUCCAAGGCUUACCUCGCUAGCCCUGAAGUCGUUGCUGCCAGUGCACUCCAGGGCAAGAUUGUUGGUCCUGGUUGGUACCAGAAACCUGAGGGCGUGGAGAAGGUCAUCAUCGGCGAGGGAAGCGGUAACCAUGUCGCUGACAAGGCGCUGUCCAUCGAGGAUGCUUUCGACAAAUUCAUUAGUGAGACCGAGAGCUUGAUUGCCGCUGCCGAGGGCCCUGGUGAGCAGUCAUCCAGCCCCGCCGCCGCUGGAGACGAAGCCUUGACCGACGUUCUGCCUGGCUUCCCCGACAAGAUUGAAGGCGAGAUUGUCUUCUGUGAUGGCGACAACAUUAACACUGAUGGCAUCUACCCGGGCAAAUACACCUACCAAGACAACGUCAGCAAAGAGAAGAUGGGAGAGGUGUGUAUGGAGAACUACGACACCGAGUUCGGUACAACGGCCAAGGCUGGCGAUAUCCUUGUCGCCGGCUUCAACUUUGGCUGUGGCUCUUCCCGUGAGCAAGCUGCCACUGCCAUCCUGGCCAAGCAGAUUCCGCUCGUCGUCGCCGGUAGUUUCGGCAACAUCUUCAGCCGCAACAGCAUCAACAAUGCUCUCCUCGGAGUCGAGUUGCCUCGUCUUGUACAGCGUCUCCGUGAGGUGUACAAGAACGACGCCGAGAAACCCCUGACCCGCCGCACCGGCUGGAAGCUCCUCUGGGAUGUCCGCCGCUCCAAGGUCGUUGUGACGGAGAAAGACGGCUCCUCCUGGGAACAAAAGGUCGGCGAGCUGCCCUCGAACGUGCAAGAGGUGAUAGCCCUGGGCGGUCUCGAGAAAUGGGUCAAGUCAAAGAUCGAGGCCUAA
Messenger RNA from Anthostomella pinea, 2358 nucleotides. The record is from the annotation of a GenBank genome assembly. NCBI's taxonomy places the organism in Eukaryota, Fungi, Ascomycota, Sordariomycetes, Xylariales, Xylariaceae.